GAGCAGGAGGAGAGCUCUCAAGAGCCUGUGAAGCUAUUCCCGGAGCUCCAGCUUGAGCUCUGGUUGACGGGUUGAUAUACUUGUGCAACACCUGUUAUUUUUUUCUUUUGCUUUACCAGAUUGACCUAGGAAAACUCACAUCCAAUCAACAGCAAUUGUCUUUCACCACACCCCAUCGGCCGCAUGGUCUCGACCACCAACCGUUCUUCCGUCUUCACCACCCAUUCCGACCCGCGAGCCCUCCAAUCACGCCGCCUUCUGACUCCAGAGCCACUCGUCGACGAACACAUAGCUGCAGCCAUAGAGAGGGUGUACGGUAUAUUUGCUGGAUCAGCACCGUAACCAAGUUUCUGCCCGGCCUGCUGCUUCGACCGUCCAAUCCCGCGAGACUCACGAUUUCGUCACCCCGCCACCAAAUCCCGCCCAAGACAGCUCGACGAUUUUGCAGAUCUUGUAGCACCAUCAUCCCAUCCUCUUUCGUCUUGCGACUUGAGCCGAUACCCCCCAGCGCCCACCCACCUGCCAAAAUGAUGCGCAUCCCGACUCGCGACCUGGCCCGCUAUCUGCUCAAUGGCCAGCUCCCCCACCAGGGCUGCUUGGUCGCGGCACGGCGCCCCUACAACCGUCUGUCGGCCCGUUCCGUACCAGUAUGGUCGCGUGCCUCGCGUUUCGAAUACACAAGGGCGACAUACGCGACCGCAACGCCGGAAGCACCGCCGGUUCCGCUCAGGAAGAAGCUCAAGGAGGAGAAGAAGCAACUGAAAAAGGAGGCGAGGUCCCAGAAGCCCAAGGGGAGCAACCAGACGGUCGAGGGGUGGGAGUUGACCGUUGGAAUCGAGAUCCACGCCCAGCUCAACACGGCGCGGAAGCUCUUCUCCCCGGCGGCUACCUCGUUCAACGACGACCCCAACUCCCACGUAGCCCUCUUCGACGUCGCCAUGCCCGGCAGCCAGCCUGAGUUCCAAAAGGAGACGCUCAUCCCGGCCCUGCGCGCCGCCUGCGCCCUGAACUGCGACAUUCAACCCGUCAGCCGGUUUGACAGGAAACACUACUUCUGGUGGGACCAGCCCGCUGGUUACCAGAUCACACAGUACUAUGAGCCAUUCGCCCGCAACGGCCGGAUCGAGCUUACUGCCCGGGACGGCAUCGCCGCCGAGGACGGCGAGGGCGUAACCAUCGGCAUUCAGCAGAUUCAGCUGGAGCAGGACACCGCCAAGACCCUGGCCCAACCGAACGACGUCUCCUGGCUCGACUUCAACCGGGUCGGCACGCCCCUCAUCGAGAUCAUCACCAAGCCAGAGCUGCACCACCCGCGUACCGCCGCCGCCUUCGUCCGCAAGGUCCAGGCUCUGCUCCAUGCCGUCGACGCCUGCGUCUCGGGCAUGGAAACGGGCGGCUUGCGCGCCGACGUCAACGUCUCGGUCCGCAGGGCGGGAGAUCCGGACACGCCGCUGGGCACGCGGACCGAGAUCAAGAACCUGAGCACCAUCAAGGCCGUCGAGGACGCCAUCAUCGCCGAGCGUGACCGGCAGAUCGCGGCGCUCGAGGCUGGCGGGGUCAUCGCCAGCGAGACGCGCGGCUGGACGCUGGGCUCUAAGCAUACGCGCAGGCUGCGCGGCAAGGAGGGCGAGGUCGACUACCGCUACAUGCCAGACCCGGACCUCGGCCCCCUGGUGAUCGGCGAGGAUCUCGUCGGUCGCAUCCGCGACUCCGUCAGGGACCUGCCGGACGCCGAGCUGACGGAGCUGAUCCGCGACUAUGGGCUGACGGCUAAGGACGCGCAGUCGCUCAUGUCGAUGGACGACGGCGGCAGGCUCGAGUACUUUUACAAGGUCGUCGGGGAGCUCGGCAGGGGCCUGGCCGAGGCGGAACCUGCCGGCGGUUCCUCGCCGUCGCCACCGCCCCUGCGCUCCUACGCGCCUCUCGCGUGCAACUGGAUCCUCCACGAGUUCGGCCGGCUGAGCGCCGACAAGGAGGAUCCGCAGAACGCGCCGCCCUACAUCAGCCCCGACGGCCGCUUCGACAGGCUGCCGCACACCGCCGUCGCCGAGAUCCUGGUCCACCUGCACCGGCGCGCCAUCACCGGCCGGGUCGCCAAGGAACUGCUGGUGGCGGCGUACGUUGGUGUCGUCCCAUCCUCCGUCACGGAGACCAUCCGGGAGCACGACCUGUGGUUCAAGGAGAUGACGGAUGACGAGUACCGGCAGCUCGCUGAACGAGCCGUCGAGGGCGAGGACAAAGUGCUCGAGGAGUUCCGCGGCGGGAAGAAGAAGUACCCGCAGGGCAAGCUGAUGUACCUCGUCGGCAAGAUGAUGCGCGAGGGCGACACGGAGCGGAUCGACCCGUCGGGCGCCGAGGGAGUCAUGCGCCAGCUCGUCCGGGAGCGGACGGGUGCGCAUCAGGAAUGAUGUUCUCUUUGCUCUUUUUCUUUCUUUCUUUGGUUACGGUUCUAGAAGAGAACACCUAUCUGUGGUAUCUAAGCCCAUGUGCGUGCCCCUUGCCCUUGAGGGCACGUUUGUAUUGUACAAUGUAUCAUAACAUCAUUUCAGCUCGAUAAUACGAGCGCAAGGCUUGGUCCGUCAAGUACCUCCCAUC
Colletotrichum destructivum is the source of this 2595-nucleotide messenger RNA. RefSeq names its product Putative aspartyl/Glutamyl-tRNA(Gln) amidotransferase, subunit B/E, catalytic. Gene Ontology annotation, molecular function: glutaminyl-tRNA synthase (glutamine-hydrolyzing) activity. NCBI's taxonomy places the organism in Eukaryota, Fungi, Ascomycota, Sordariomycetes, Glomerellales, Glomerellaceae. Gene Ontology annotation, cellular component: glutamyl-tRNA(Gln) amidotransferase complex; mitochondrion. Gene Ontology annotation, biological process: glutaminyl-tRNAGln biosynthesis via transamidation; mitochondrial translation. The transcript has a single exon. The coding region runs from base 528 to 2408 and encodes 626 amino acids. The record is from RefSeq and is a predicted model, not a curated record.